Molecule: messenger RNA, 1260 nt
Organism: Coniosporium apollinis CBS 100218
Lineage: Eukaryota; Fungi; Ascomycota; Dothideomycetes
Exons: 2
Coding region: 1-1260 (419 amino acids)
Source: RefSeq, a predicted model, not a curated record
AUGACUUUGCCAGACCCGGCGUACAGCUUCACUAUCCCAUCUCUACACGAUGACACCCCGCUCGACUGCCGAAUCUACCAUCCUUCAGAACUAGCAGGGUCGGCUUCCUCUGUAGAAGACACAUGGCAGAAGAGAGGAGCCAUCAUAGCGCACCCAUACGCGCCAUUAGGUGGGUCCUACGAUGAUCCAAUCGUGAGUGUUGUUGGACAAGAGGUCCUCCGCCAGGGCUUCAUCGUGGGAACCUUCAACUUCAGAGGCGCAGGUGCAUCUCACGGCCGCACAAGCUGGUCCGGCAAAGCGGAGCUAGCGGACUACAUCUCCUUCGCCGGCUGCUUCAUCCACUACCUGCAUAACCUCCAGUUGUCUCCAUCUUCAUAUCCCGAAACGCAUAAGCUUCAGCCUAUCCCCAGCAGCAGCUCCCGACCGCUCUUUCUAAGACAUAGUAGUGGACCCCCACCUCCAGAUCCACCCAUCAAGCUCAUCCUCGGCGGCUACUCUUACGGCUCCCUUGCCACGACCCACAUCCCCGCAACAUCCACCCUCCUCCAGCGUUUCAUCAAUGCCGUGCCUGGCACCGCAGCUGCUGAGAUACUCCUCCGCGCGCGCGUCCUAGCCGAACAGACGAGUACCGAGCUCAGCGCAUCAGUAGCGCAACGCGGCCGCUCGUUCCGAAGAAGCCGCCAGAGCCUCACAAUCGGCGGAGAAGAGACCCCGCCUGACAUUCGGCGCCGGAGCCGGGAGACAAGCCGGCGCAGUCUCGAUGUGCCGCGGAGCCUCAAGGUCUUUGGAAGGAAGGCCAGCGAUCGGUCGUGUACACCUUCACCAGCGGACGAAGCAGUGGAGGACGAAGAGCACGUAAAGGAUGUCCCAGACGUAUCGACUGCUUACUUGCUCGUCUCGCCAAUCCUGCCGCCAACGUCUACUUUGAUCGCGCCGUCCCUGGCGAAAGCUUCACCGGGCCAGCAGAACAUCACGAGGAGGCCUACGCUGAUAGUGUAUGGAGACAAGGAUUCUUUCGCCUCGGCUAAGAAGAUGCGGAAGUGGGUGGAGGAGCUGAAGAAGGAGGCUGGAUGGCUGCUUUGGAGUACGGAGGUUCACGAGGCGGGACACUUCUGGCGGGAAGAGGGGGUGGAGAAGGAAUUGAGGGAUGCGGUGAGGGAGUGGGCGAGUGCUGUUGCGAGUGGAUCCGAGGGUCAGCGGUCGAUGUCAGUGCUGUUGGACCGCGCGGAUGCUGUGGCUGCUAUUGCUCAGGUACAAUGA